CGGAGCCUUAACAGGUCAGCGCCCAUACUAGUGUUACCCUGCACCAAAAUCACAUAUUUUCAUGAGAUGAUCAAAACCUCUACAAAACCCUAAUUUUGUUUUCUUCUCUGAUUCAAAGAAUUCGAUCAACAAUGCUUCGAAUCCAUCGAUCUCGUCGAUCUCUCUCUAGACUCUCCAAUAUCGUUCGACCCUUUUGUACUACACAAGUGUCUGCAAACCCUCCCAAAGAAAAUGUUCUCUCUCCUUCCACUACUCUGAUCAACGAUCAAACCCCUCCAGUUCCUCCCACCGAUCCCACGGCCAAAACCCCCUUGAAUUUUCUCAAGUUCGCUCUUUUCGGUGCCCUCGCCGGAGCCUCGGUCGCCGGCUGUUACGCCACUUACGCAUACUCCUUGGAAGAAGUGGACCAAAAGACAAAGGCUUUCCGAGCUUCUGUUAAUUAUGCUGUUGGAGAUAAUGCACCUAGUCUUGAUAAGUUUCAAGGUUUGCUUUAUACUGCUGCAAUGACAGUACCUGCUAAAGCCAUUGAGCUUUACUUGGACCUCAGGAGUAAAAUUGAGGAACAAGUUCAGGGUUAUACUGAGCCUUCCUCGGAGAAGCUUCUUCCAGAUUUGCAUCCGUUGGAACAGCAUGUAUUUACACUUGUGCUGGAUCUCAACGAGACUUUAGUUUACUCUGAUUGGAAGCGUGAAAGGGGUUGGCGCACUUUCAAAAGGCCUGGGGUGGAUGAUUUCCUUGAACACCUAGCUCAAUUUUAUGAGAUUGUUCUGUAUUCAGACCAGCCGAGUAUGUAUGUUGACCCCAUUAUGGAAAGACUCGACACAAAGGGAUGUAUAAGAUACAAAUUGUCAAGAAGUGAUACUAAAUACCACAAUGGAAUUCACUACCGGGACCUAUCAAAACUGAACAGAGAUCCUUCAAAAAUUCUCUAUGUGAGCGGUCAUGCACUAAAAUCCAGUCUUCAGCCCGAGAAUUGUGUUCCUGUCAAGCCCUGGAAGCAAGAAGCAGAUGAUACAGCUCUUGUGGACCUCAUCCCAUUUCUUGAAUAUGUUGCUCGCCAUAGACCAGCUGAUAUAAGACCCGUAUUGGCCUCUUAUCAAGGACGAGACAUAGCAACUGAAUUUAUUGAGCGUUCUAAAGAACAUCAGAGGCGGAUGCUAGAACAGAAGCAGCAUGGGUUUUUCUCGCGGCGUUGAGGGGUCUGCAGUAAGAAGAAUGAAAUGGUGGGUAUUUGAGGAGACUUAAGUCUGCAAAUGAAACGGCGGAUGAUUUAGGUAUAUGCAACAAUUUUGGACCAUCAUAAUGAUCAUUAAUUACAUUAGAGGCUGUGGGACAUGACACUGAUUCAGGUUUAAUGAUAUCGAUUUUACUGCAUCAUACCAAAACAGUUUCUUAGAUUGUUCUCUAAUUCUUCAAGAAGCAUUAAGGUUCCUUGUGAAUCACAGUUUUGAUUUGGCCAGUCAAUUGUUGUAUCUCUCUAUUGAGUUCUCUUUUGUGGAAGUGUCACGAAGAUAGGAGGAUGAUUGCACAAUUUGCUUGUCAUUAUUAUCCUUUGGGGUUUGCUUAACAAGAAGCAUAAGAACAUAGUAUCGGACACAAAAUAUAUCGGGCAUGAUUUUUUAGAAGUGGGCUCCACUCGUAAA
Camellia sinensis is the source of this 1643-nucleotide messenger RNA. RefSeq names its product mitochondrial import inner membrane translocase subunit TIM50. The record is from RefSeq and is a predicted model, not a curated record. NCBI's taxonomy places the organism in Eukaryota, Viridiplantae, Streptophyta, Magnoliopsida, Ericales, Theaceae.